Molecule: messenger RNA, 268 nt
Organism: Dracunculus medinensis (Guinea worm)
Lineage: Eukaryota; Metazoa; Nematoda; Chromadorea; Rhabditida; Dracunculidae
Source: the annotation of a GenBank genome assembly
UUUGGUUCCACGAAAUAUGGUUGUUGAACUGGAGAAAAUGGAGCGUUAUGCUGGGCCGGUUAAUCCGUCGUUAUAUCCGCAGAUGGCUGUGGUGCUGCUCGGGAUUGGUCUUUUCUUCAUGGCCUGGUUCUUCGUUUAUGAGGUCACUUCCACAAAAUAUACACGGAUUUUGCUGAAGGAAUUGCUAAUAUCUGCUGUUGCAGCUCUGUUUCUGGGAUUCGGUUCAGUCUUUCUAAUGUUAUGGGUCGGAAUCUAUAAAGCCUUAUGA